Molecule: messenger RNA, 1599 nt
Organism: Diaporthe batatas
Lineage: Eukaryota; Fungi; Ascomycota; Sordariomycetes; Diaporthales; Diaporthaceae
Exons: 4
Coding region: 1-1599 (532 amino acids)
Molecular function (GO): FAD binding
Source: RefSeq, a predicted model, not a curated record
AUGCACAUGUUGGUCGGCGCAGAGGUGCCAUUGCAACCAACAGCAAACGCUGAGCCGGUUUCCGCCAUCCUCACCAUCCCGCAGGUCGAGAUUGCUGCUCGCGCUCUGUUCCAAGAUGAUCUCCGAGUUGUGGCUCUACAAAUAAGCUCGAUCAUUGCUCUGUACAACAUGUCGGACUCCCAGAUUUUCACUGCUUUGGCUGGAGCUAUCGCCGAGUCAGCCAUCUUACGCCCCGGCAACGCUGAAUUUGAGAAAGACAAUGGUUCCUACUUCAGUGCCUUCGAAAAUGAGAUCACGCCGUCCUUCAUCGCCAAACCAACCACCGUUCAGCAGGUCCAGGAGUUGGUUCGUAAACUCCGUCCAUACCUUCUCAAUGGAACCUGUCAGAUGGCCAUUCGUGGCUCGGGCCACACGCCGUUUGCUGGCAGUGCCAACAUUCAGAGUGGGGUUACCAUCGAUAUGAGAGGCCUCAAAGGUAUCAACCUCAAUGUCGCAGAUGAUGCUGUCGAGGUAGCUGCCGGAGAGACGUGGGAGACUGUGUAUACCGAACUAGAAAAGCACGGGUUGACUACGGCGGGCGGUCGUGUGGGGCGUGUUGGUGUCAUAGGACUACUUCUUGGCGGUGGCCUCUCCAUGUUCUCUGGAAGAACUGGCUUCGCUUGUGAUUCUGUGUUGGAGUUCGAGACUGUGCUUGCAUCUGGCGAAGUCGUCCGGGCGAGUGCGAAUUCCAACACGGAUCUCUGGCUAGCCCUUCGGGGUGGUCUAAACAACUUUGGCAUUAUCACAUCUCUCAAACUGCGUACCUUCAAGGAUAGCAGUAUUUGGGGUGGUGUUAUGUACUAUAUGCCCGAAACAUUUCCCCAGCUUGUCCGCCGUGCUUGCGAAUUUGCCUCGGAUGAGGACCAAGAUGCGCACAUUAUGGCUAGUGCAGGUUAUGGGUUCGGUCACCAGGCGGUUACCUGUGUGAUGUACCACGUAGGAGGUAUAGAGAAUCCUCCUUCCCUUCAGCGGUUUACUUCAAUGGAACCACAAAUUCAGCAGAUGAGUACAAUACGUACAUCAACGCAUCUUGGCUUCUGUAAUGAGCUGUCAAAGUUUUCUAGUGACGGGCUCAGGCAGUAUUGGGCUUCUAUUACAAUCAAGCCUGAUAUCCCCCUAAUGGAGGAAUUCUACCAGAAAUGGCAAGAAACUCUAAAUAAGGUCAAGGAUUCAGAGGGGUUCAUCUUCUCCUUUGGAUUUCAUCCUAUUACUAAGGCUCUUCUAGAGCAUUCACAGAAGGCUGGAGGAAACAUGAUGAACAUCCCCCCAUCUGAUGGGCCUCUGUUUGUCGUCCUUAUAAAUCCUGUCUGGAAGCUAGCUAAGGACGAUGCCCAUAUCUUCGCAGAAGUCGAUAGUCUUGUAACAGGGCUGAGGAACCUUGCUCGUGAGAAGGGCCUACUGCAUCGUUAUAUAUUCACGAAUUACGGCUUUUCAAAGGAUGAUGUGAUGGCAGGGUAUGGGGAAGAAAGUGUUUCCAGACUCAGGGCUGCAAGUCAGAAGUAUGAUCCUGAAGGCAUUUUCCAAACCGCUGUUCCAGGUGGUUUUAAGCUCAGGGCUUGA